AUGCCGGAGGACGUAUGCACAGUUAUCCCCAACCACGUGUAUGUUGUGGACACCAAAUUCCUUCGCGAUAAGAUGUGCGGAGUUACUAUCAUUCGGGACGGUGAAGAAGCGAUUCUGGUCGAGGCGGGGUCGACUAUUUCAGUUCCUCACACACUCAAUGCCCUAAAAGAGCUGGGGAUAGACUGCAACAACGUCAAGUAUAUGUUCAUUACUCACGCACAUCUGGAUCACAGUGGUGGGACUGGGCUUAUAUUGCAGUCCCUGCCCAACUGUACCGUGGUGGCACAUCCAGCGGCUGCCCCCCACAUAAUUGAUCCUCAUGACAAGUUAGUGCCAGCAGCGAUACAGGUAUAUGGCGAACAGGUCUUCAAUCAAGACUAUCCAGGGAUCGUUGGAAUGCCCGCCGACCGCAUGAUCAGCGCCGAAGAUGGCUCCGUCUACGGGGCUGCGUCUUCACUACUCAAGCUUCGCGUCAUCCACGCUCAUGGACACGCCUUUCACCACGCUGUCUUCUACUCAGAGGCACUGAAGAUCCUCUUUGCGGGUGAUGGCCUCGGCUUUUCGUUCAGCGAAAUCAACUUCUGCCCACUGCUUUGCACAACGCCAACGCAGUUUGAUGCUACAGCAUGGCGCAAGACUGUCGACAUCGUCAGCAAGCUUGACGUUGACUAUCUGAUUGCUACUCAUUUUGAUUGUGCCGAGAAGAAUUCACUUCAGCGUCGCUGGGACUGCAUACUGCGCCAGCUGGAUGACUAUGAAGCCCUUAUCGCGGCAAGUAAAGGUCGUGAUGAGGUCAAAUCCAAGUACAUGGGUAUCAUUCAGAAAUAUUUAGACGAGUACGGUGUCAAGCUGUCUUCCGAGCGCGUGUACGCCCUUAUCUAUGGAGACAUCAAUGUUGAUGGGUUAUGGUAUCGCGUUCAACGCAAUCUAGCCAAAGCGUGA
This is a messenger RNA of Giardia duodenalis, 942 nucleotides long. Its product is annotated as Metallo-beta-lactamase superfamily protein. NCBI's taxonomy places the organism in Eukaryota, Fornicata, Diplomonadida, Hexamitidae. The coding region runs from base 1 to 942 and encodes 313 amino acids. The transcript has a single exon. The record is from RefSeq and is a predicted model, not a curated record.